AUGUCUUGGCAAGCUUACACCGAUAAUUUGAUAGCUACUGGCAAAGUGGACAAAGCCAUUAUUUAUUCCAGAGCUGGGGAUACGAUCUGGGCAUCUUCUGGUGGUAUGUCGUUAGAGGCGAAUGAGAUUAGUGAGAUUUCUCAAGGUUUUGACAAUGCGGGUGGGUUGCAAUCCAAUGGAUUACAUAUCCAAAGUCAGAAAUUUAUGCUACUAAGAGCUGACGAUAGGUCGAUUUAUGGUAGACAUGAAGCUGAGGGGAUAAUUGCAGUCAGAACCAAGCAAACUAUUUUGAUUGCACACUACCCUGCGGGUGUUCAAGCAGGUGAAGCUACAAAGAUUGUCGAACAGUUAGCAGAUUAUUUGAUUAGUGUCCAAUACUGA
This is a messenger RNA of Eremothecium cymbalariae DBVPG#7215, 381 nucleotides long. It is a transcript of the gene PFY1, whose product is annotated as profilin. NCBI's taxonomy places the organism in Eukaryota, Fungi, Ascomycota, Saccharomycetes, Saccharomycetales, Saccharomycetaceae. Gene Ontology annotation, cellular component: cell cortex. The transcript has 2 exons. Bases 1 to 381 code for a protein of 126 amino acids. Gene Ontology annotation, molecular function: actin monomer binding. The record is from RefSeq and is a predicted model, not a curated record.